Molecule: messenger RNA, 4544 nt
Organism: Temnothorax curvispinosus
Lineage: Eukaryota; Metazoa; Arthropoda; Insecta; Hymenoptera; Formicidae
Gene: Nplp1
Product: neuropeptide-like 1
Exons: 5
Coding region: 53-1804 (583 amino acids)
Source: RefSeq, a predicted model, not a curated record
AUUUGGAAGCCCGCGUCGCGAAGGACAAGCUGAUCGUCACACCAACGAGAAGAUGAUGGGAUUCACCAGAAAUUACCUCGUCAGCCUGUUCCUCUACAUCUCCAUUGUCAACGAGAUUCGCCAGCCCGCGGUGACGUGCGAGGACGAGGAAGGCAGCCAAUGCAUACCAAAGAAGAUCUUCCUAGCGUUGAUGCGUUUGCCGGAAGUCAACUCGAAUCUGGCGGCGUACUCGAGGACGGCGAGGAUUAUUCAGGAGGCGAAGAACCAUGACGACAUGGCUCAUCUGAAGGCUCUCAGUUCCGAGGAGAACGACGACGAGAUCUGUAUACCCGGCGGCGUUUACCUGGAGCUCUUCAGGGAUCCGGCGUUACGCGGACAUCUCAGCGUCAUGGCGCGUACUCAUAAGCCGCCCGCAUUUCCCGGACGUUUUCUCGACGACAGCGAGGAGGUCGAUUCGCGGGACCUGAUACCCGAAUCGGAAAAACGCGGUCUCGCUAUCCUGGCGAAGAACGGCGAUCUGCCGGCCACCACAAACGAGCGCGAGGACGACAGCGAUGACGAGGAGAAGAGAAGCGUCUCUUCAAGCGGCAAUGUGGACGAGCUGGUGCGCGAGUUGCUGGACGACGAGUACCGUCGACGAGCGCCCAGGAUUUACGACUACCUGGCCGAGCUGGACCCGGAAGUGGCCGAGUAUCCGUUAGACAAACGUAACGUCGGCUCCCUGGCGCGGGACUUCGCAUUACCUACGGGCAGACGUCACAUCGCCUCGGUGGCCCGCGAAUACGGUUUACCGAGCGGCAAGAGGAACAUCGGCUCCCUGGCUAGGCAGAGCAUUCUGCCUCAGGGCGGCAAGAGGAACGUCGCUUCUCUGGCGAGAGACUCCAUGCUGCCGCAGACCGGUAAGAGGAACCUUGCCGCGCUGGCCAGGGACUCCGCUCUGCCCUACGGCAAACGAUAUCUCGGCUCGCUGGCGCGAAACGGUGGCUAUCCGGUCCGCGGAUACGACGAGGGUAAGCGCAGCAUCGCUUCGUUGGCCAGAAACGCCGACUGGCCCGGUUACGCGAAGCGGGGCGGCAGCGCGGCAGGCAGAUUGAUCGUCCGGGUGCUCAACCGUCACGGGAGAUCCCUGAGCGACGACCGCGAGACGCACAACGAGCCCUUGGACCUCCAGCAGCUCAUCAGGCAAGGCAACGGGAACGACGCCAAGGCGAAUGUUGCCGGCAACUGGCUCACCCCCUUCAGCGUCUCGGAGGAUCUCGACGAGAGCAGGGCGAAGAACAGAUCGAACAGGAGGAUCGACGCCGCCGCGACCUCGCAAACGAGGCACAAACGACAGAUCGACUUUUCCGACGAGUACCCGCUGCCCGUCGUGCAGAACACCAACAUGUUCGAUUACGAGGACAUGCUCGAGGAAUUAGCCGAUCGUUAUCCGAACGCGGAGAAAAGGUUCAUGGGUUCCGCGCCGGAGGUGCCGGCCGAUUCGAGCUACCCUGAAGUAUUGCAACCGAGUAAGAGACAUAUCGGGGCCCUCGCACGCCUCGGCUGGCUCCCGUCGUUCCGUGCGCCACGAUUCUCUCGGUCGCCGCGAUAUCUGGUCGAAAGGGAGGAUUCCGCAGAUGGGUCCUCGUCCAACUACACCCCCAACGCGUCGGCUCGGUCGCUAAGACCGAUCAUCACCCCGAAAGCCCGCUACCUGCAGUCCCUCCACGGAGAUUGUCGACAUGGCUUCCAGAGGUACCUGUUACCGGACAUCGAUAACUUCCUGCGGACGUCGAACUCCCGCGUCGCGUCCCACUCCAUGUAAAAACCCUCGCUUCGCUGCUCGUCCCGGGGCGACGACGCGACGCCGUACAAAUUCCAUUACAUCGGACUCACGCGUUUUUACUCACCUUAACCGUAAGGGGAUUGAGGGGGAAAAACGGAUGUAAAUAUUUGGAUCUUGAGUCUGACGUCCUUCCUUACUGGCCACUGAUCAUCCCUUGUCAACGGUAGAUAUCUACGAAUAUAUAUAUAAUAUAUUAUAUAUCUCAAUCAUCAAUGAUUAAAUAAUGAUUUGUCAGGUAAUAAUCUAUCAGCUAAUAAUACUCAAUCAUCAAUGAUUAAAUAAUGAUCUCUCAAUUAAUAAUCUAUUCAGCGAAUAAUAAUAAUAUGAAAAAAAAUUGUUGAAAAAAGAAAUUGAGAUCAGAAAAUCGAAAUUAGGAACGAUGGAACGGAAGUGAGGAAGUCCGUCACGCAAUGUAAUCAGUCUACAGACUUAUUGAGAAGAAUUGAUCUUGGUCGCAAACAGGGCCGUGCGAAGGGGAAGGAGGGAGCGAAAGAGGCCCAGACCCCUGACAAUUUGGCGCCAAAAACUAUUCUAACAAUUAAACUUUUGUUUGACCGCAAAAGGAGGACCGCCAAGUUUAUCCUACGCCCCGAGCGCAGUUUUCUCUUCGCACGAUCCCUGAUCGAAAGAUCCGUCGAUGGACAAUAAGCUUACUGCUCGCCGACAAUAAUUCACGUAAUCCUAAUGUGACGCCUUAAAUGUGCCGUCUGUGUCGAACAGAUAUUUUAAACCCAUUAUACAAAAAAAGUAAAAAAAAAAUUGUACGUCUAAAAAGGUGAUAACUGCAAUUCGCAGAAACAGAUUUCUCUCUUAAAAAUAAUCCUAAUGUGACGCCUUAAAUGUGCCGUCUCUACUGAAUAUAUUUUAAACCGUUAUAUGGAAAGCGUGCGUCUAAUAAAAAGAGAUAUCAAUUCGCAGACAGAUUUCUCUUGCUUAAAACAAAUAAGAAAUAAAAAAAAUCUUUCCUCCGCAGUUAUACAAGUUUUUGGAUGUUCUGGAUGUUAUGUAAAAGGGCUUUUGUCAACGAUAGUCUCUAAAUUUACAAAUUUCUGUGAGCAUUCACGUUUCUCUUGAUAUUUGUACAUCUCGAUAUUCCUCCUAAUGUCGAUGUAUAGCAAACGUAUCUGCCGUGACUUUUGUAAUUCGUAUCUUCCGCAGCAAGGCGAGAAAUAUCCUUGAUCUCGACGGAAUAACAAUAAUAUGUAACAACGAUCGGUCGGCUCACGGUUCGGGAUUUGGCAUUGGUCUGCGCGAUCAUUAGCGAUCGCUUAAUAUCGAUAUCAUUGAUAAAUUACUUUCGGGCGGUUCAUCGAGCAAUAUACCUCGUGAUCCUUUCGUUUCUCGUCGUUCGCGACGAUAUGAACAAACGAGGAGGGAACGAGAGAACCAACUUGACCGUUAAUUUAACGAUAAAUCAUCGGGAGAUCGAAAUAUUUUAUUCCGCCGACGCUUUCCAUUUAAACGAGCGCAGUUGCGGCUGUACGUUGCUUUGAUGAUUGUUAUUUAGCUCGGGCUUCACCGAUAAAUCAUUGCGAGAUCGAAAUAUUUUGCACGCCGACGCUCUCGGCGAACCGUAAGAUCGUAAAAAAAAAGAGGAUAAAAAUUCGCGUGAGUUAAUUCGGCGACUGUUACUUAGCGAAAGCGUAAAUCGCCGUCGAAGUGUUCAAAAAGUGGUGCGUUGCUCGCAAAUAGAGUAGCUCGUAGUUGCGAAACACGAUACGACGUCGAUCACAUUAGAUAAUCGAGAAGACUUGUCGUUAUUCUCCAGAUAUUUCUCACCAUGUUACGAUCAAUACUUUCCUUGUCGUGUGAUUUUUAGGUACUUGUGAUGUUAAAAGCCAUAUGCAACGAAUAUAUAUUCAUAACAUUUGUUUGUUGCUUAAAAAACCAUAUUUGCUUGAAGCUAAGUAUGACUAUUAUUACGUUGGAAGAAUAACUUGUAAUUUUUUUUACAAUUUUUGAAUUUACGUGAAAAAGGAUUUAUUAAAGGAAAGGGAAAUAUCAAAUGUAUCUAUUAAUUUACAUACUUCUCUCUUUUAUCUCUUGUCUCUUUUAGAACCGGAUCAUAAAACUUAAAAUAUAUACUUAACUUGACGAUUUCCAUUUUUACAAAUAGCAUUAUUACACGAAUGUCCUUUUUAUGAUGAAUCCGAUUAAAAACGUUGCAAAACAAGAAACAAAGAAGGUGACAGACAUUUGUCAUGUAACUUAAAUGUAGAGCACCAUUUCGCGGUGCCAUCCUUGUUCCUCGUCUACGAAUGUUGUCUCAUUGUCAUUUUCGCUAUUUUCUUUUCAAAAUCCUAUAACCACGGCCGUGAGAAUCACGAUCGUUCGUACACACGCGUGCUAAAUCGACGAAGCCAAGGAAAUAAUCUCCGUGAGCGUAGUAACAUAUGUACGGUGUAAAUGCCAGAUUAGUGCUCAGAGCUUUUGCGAGCUCGAUGGCGAUAACGCGAAUUCAGUUUCAUCCUAGUCUCCAUUGUAUCUCAUUUAAAUAUUGUUAGAAACGUCGUUGUGUAACAUGUAUGGUAUUGCACGUAUACAAUCGAAAUACGCUCGAUGUCAUGGCAUCUCAUCGGUCUAUCAUUACUGUGGAUGACAUAUAAGUCUUUGUCGACUUCUCUUUAACUUUACGACUUAAAGUACUAUGUGUUUGUCUAGACAAUAAUGGUGGAUAACCGAAGUGACAAUAAAACGAUAAUAAUAUUGAAAUAAUAAA